CGGGAGGCUGCGCGCCCGGUCGGAAGUGACGUGCUCUCGCGUUCUGCGCAAUGGCGGCAUUUUAAGUUUAGCGGUCUGGACAGGUUGAAACACAUAAAUCACCUCCUGGGAGGAGACUGCAGGAUUCUGGUGGCUCCGCGAAAUGGACCCAGCCAGUCCGCCGACCCUCCGGUGCAGAUGAGAGAGCCGGAGCUCCGCCUGCGGGGGCGUCCGGGAAGCCUGGGUAGAACGAAAGGAGGAAAGGGCGCCCGCGGUCUAUGGCCCUACCUCCAGGGGUGGGUCCCGCGGCACUGCGGUUUGCUGCUGCUGCCAGCUGGCUGGUUGUCAGCCGUCGCUGCGUAGAGCACUUCCCGAGAGUGGUCGAGUUUCUGCAGUCCCUGCGCGCUGCUGCCCCCGGCCUGGUUUGUUUUCGGCACCAUGAACGCCUGUGUAUGGGCCUAAAGGCCAAGGUGGUGGUGGAACUGAUCCUGCAGGAGCGACCCUGGGCCCAGGUCUUGAAUGCCCUGAAUCAUCACUUCCCAGAGUCUGAAGAUACAAAACAAGAUAGGAAGCUUUUGGAGGCACGGGAAAAUUUUUGCCUGCUUGUGAAGCAGCUGUCUGAGGACCCAGCUUUGAGCCUGCAGGAACUAGAACAAGACUAUGGGGAACCCUUUCUGGUUGCCAUGGAAAAGCUGUUGUUUGAAUACUUGUGUCAGCUAGAAAAAGCACUGCCUACAGUCAGAGCACAAGAGCUUCAGGAUGCUCUAAGUUGGAUUCAGCCUGGCUCACUGAUCACUUCUUCUGUUGCUUUGCGACAAUAUGGUAUGGACAUGGGGUGGCCAUUUCCAGAGAGCUCUACUUCUGGCCGAGGGAAUCUGGUAGAACCCAUGGAAGAGAGUCCUCAUAAGCAAACAAAGCCAGCACCCCACAGUCCUCUGCCUCAAGCUAAGCUUGGCCCUCAGCAGCCAGCUUCACGGGAGCACCCAGAACAUUUAGCUGGCAACCGAUUUAAUCUGGCCCCUUUGGGAAAGCGAAAAUUCCGAUCACAGUGGACGUCUGCAAAGGCAUGCCAUAAAGAGCGGCCCACAGUCCUGCUGUUCCCAUUUAGGAACAUGGGCUUACCAGCUCAAGACGUAUCUGACCCUAAAAGCAGGAAAGAACAUGGAAUGGACACAGCAGGUUCUAUGGGAACAGAACCAGCCUGCAUUGAGAAAGCCAAGACUCCAUCUCAAACCUUGGGGAAAGGGGCAUUAGAGGAAACCCCACCUGACUCAGCAGCUGCAGAGCCAAAGGAGAACGGUGUGAAUUGUGUGGAUCCUCUGAGACACUCAACACCACCUCUUAAAGUCAAGAAACCAGUGCUGUCCCCCACCCUGUGUAGCUCUUUUAUUACCAUAGGAGACUUGGUUUUGGACUCUGAUGAGGAAGAAGAAAACAAGAAGAAAGAGAAGGAUCUUCCUGCAGUGCCCUCCCAGUCUCCUUACCAAAAGCCUUUGCCACAUCCCCAGGACAGCUGCAGCCUCCAUCCUACAAAGGAAGGAAUGCUGUGAGAGACCAUAGAUUUCUCAAGACUUCUCAACUGCCCAUGUCAAAGCGGACUAGAACUUGUGUCCUGACCAGGACUUCACCAGAGACCCACACUGCAGAAAAUAGUCACUGCUGGGCAACCACAAACCCUCUCCAGGUCUUGAGACUUACUGAAAUGAUAUGGCCUUUGAGGCCAUGAGCAGCAUCUGCACACUCCAUCACUGCACUGAGCUGUGGAUACCCCACUCCAGUUUUCUUCCGAGUUGUACAGACAGAGCCUGGGAAGAGUGACAAAAGUGAGAGUGAACUGUCCUAUGGUUUUUGCCUUCAACCGGGCAGAUGAGAUGAUGGCCCCAAGGAAACAGCUUACCAGGACCAAUUCCUACUUUGAUGAUGUCAGCCCCAGAGAGGAUUAGCUCUUCUACCAUCUCUCCUGUUACCACAUUUCCUGCCUGAGACAAUGACCGAAACAGCACUCUUAGGACCAGGGGUGGAGAACAGCUUUUAUGCUCUCAUAUAAUCCAUGCCUUGAUUGUGACCUUCCUAUUACAAAUAAAGGGUACCUAGAGACCUCCUACAGGAUCUUCCACCAACUCCAAAGGACCUAGAUUCCUACUCACCCUUCCUCUCACCCCACAUACAUACUUUGACUUAGUGUGAAGGAUAGAGGAAACAAUAUUGUCAUUGAACUAGGAUAAAACCAGGUCCAGAAUGACCUUUAGGACAGCAAGGUGGGCAACAAGACAUAAAGUGACAUUAAAGAGCAGUUGGUGAGUCAGAAAUUCCACUCAGAUCGACAGUAGUGCCCUUUCAGUACAGAGAACCACUGCCCAGUCCUAAAGCUCCCUACCUUGAGAAAAAUGGAAAGACAUUAGAAGGUGGGCUGAAAUAACCAUCUGCCCAACAGUAUGUGGACAAUGCAACAUCCCCCCUUUUCAAUGCUGUGAAGAAAAUAAAGCCUUGGAUUGUCUCUAGUAAAGCUUCUAAAAAAUCAAA
Molecule: messenger RNA, 2502 nt
Organism: Mastomys coucha (southern multimammate mouse)
Lineage: Eukaryota; Metazoa; Chordata; Mammalia; Rodentia; Muridae
Gene: Tinf2
Product: TERF1 interacting nuclear factor 2
Exons: 9
Coding region: 258-1529 (423 amino acids)
Biological process (GO): regulation of telomere maintenance via telomere lengthening; telomere capping
Cellular component (GO): shelterin complex
Molecular function (GO): telomeric repeat DNA binding
Source: RefSeq, a predicted model, not a curated record